GGCCCGGCCGCCGCGCCAUGCGAGCGGGCUGAGGGGCGGGCAGCGCCGGGGCACGGCACCGAGCGCCGCGGGCGCGCCUCCCGAAGAAUUCAAGGUGCUGGUGUCUUACCCUGCCUGGAGCCUGAGGUCCCGUGUGCCCAUCCGCUUCCCGACGUCACCAAUGCGACCAUGGGAACUGGCAGUGCAUAGGCGGCCGCCCUCUGCCCCUUUUGCCCAGCGCCGUUUCUCGGGGGGACCCUGCAGCAGCCCCGACCACCUCCGGCGAAGCCCCUCUGCCAGGCGUCAGUGGGGACGACGCGAUCGACCUCUGGCAACCCUGCUGGGCCAGGAUGAGCCCCAGGUGCACCCUGCCUUCCCCCAGCAGCUGCACAUCCCUGUAGAUGAGCCCCGUGCCUACGCUCUUGCCAGCACGCCGCCACGAAUGCUUCACCCAGCCGCUCACCCGCCCCACCAGAACCCAUUCAUGGUGGAUCUGCAUGACCAGGUGCACCAGGGACCUGUCCCUCUCUCCUACACGGUUACCACCGUAACGACGCAAGGCUUCCCCAUCCACGCUGGCCAGCACAUCCCUGGGUGCAGCACCCAGCAGCUCCCAGCAUGCUCAGUGAUGUUCAGCGGACAGCACUACCCGCUCUGCUGCCUCCCACCCCCGCUGAUUCAGGCAUGUGCCAUGCAACAACUUCCCGUCUCCUACCAGACAUUCCCCCCCAUCAUCUCCAGCGACCAUUACAUCCUGCACCCACCCCCGCCGCCAGUGCCCCCCCACCAGCCGCCCCACAUGGCCCCCCUGGGGCAGUUUGUACCUCUCCAAGCCCAGCAUCCACGUAUGCCUCUGCAGAGGAUAGACAAUGACGUGGACCUGCGAGGGGAGCAGCACCCCAUCGCAGGCUUCACAUACCCUCCGUCUCACCACGCUCCCACGCUGUCGCCCUCCAUGCCGCUGCAUUACCUCCCCCACGACCCGCUGCACCAAGAACUGCCAUUUGGCGUGCCAUACCCCCAUAUGAUGCCCCGGCGGCUGAACACCCAGCGGUACCGGCUGCAACAGGCGCUGCCCCCACCGCCACCCCCUCCGCCGCCUCCUCCCUACUAUCCGAGCUUCCUGCCCUAUUUCCUUUCUAUGCUUCCUGUGUCACCAACAGCCGUGGGGCCCACGAUCAGCUUAGACCUGGAUGUGGAUGAUGUGGAGAUGGAGAAUUAUGAGGCACUGCUGAACUUGGCCGAGCGGCUGGGGGAGGCCAAGCCACGGGGACUCACCAAAGCAGACAUCGAGCACCUCCCGUCCUACCGCUUCAACCCCGAGAGCCACCAGUCUGAGCAGACCCUGUGCGUCGUGUGCUUCAGCGACUUUGAGGCCCGGCAGCUUCUCCGCGUCCUGCCCUGCAACCACGAGUUCCACGCCAAGUGUGUCGACAAAUGGUUAAAGGCAAACCGCACGUGCCCGAUCUGCCGGGCGGACGCGUCGGAGGUGCAGCGGGAGGCAGACUGAGGCUGGCGGGCGCUGAGCCGCACAAUUCGCUAGAGGACAAGGACGCCGGGCUGGGGCGGGGGCUGCUGCCCGCUGCUAGGGCCUGACCCUGCGCUUACCCCCCCUCCCCAAAGCCUCUCCUCGGAUGUGGUGAGCAUUGAGCAGUCUGGGCUCCCGGCCAGCCCUCCUCCUCCCCGCCGGGGCACGGACUCAGCCGGACGCCUGCCCGCUGCGCUCCCAGGGCCCCGAAUCGUGUUGUGCUGGAGGCGGGAGGUGUGUGGCCAUGCCCUCUGCGUUCCAAAGACGCUGUUGUUGCUCCAUCACUUUCCAGGUCUUUGUACUCUCCUAGGGAAUUAGUGGUUUUUUCCCUUUGUCACUGUUUUCUUUUUUACGAUAGUUUUUUCCCCCUUGUUUCCUUUUCAUUUCCGUCAUGUUUUGGUUCCUUGGCCGUUUGCCCUAGGGGCACGCAGGUGGCUCCUCCCCUCAGCAUUGCUCUCGGAGGAAACGGGGAGGAGAGAGGAAGGAGCACUGCGGGUUUGAUGCCGGCAGCACCCCGGCCCCGGGGACAGCCGGAGGAGGUGGCUGGCAGAGUGUGGCCAAGGUGGGACACCAGCAACCCCACAGCGUGGCUGGGGCAGAAAGGCAGGAACACAGGAAUGCCUCUGUCCCUGCUCCUGUGCGCAGCCUGGCACGGCCUCUCUCCUGCCUCGGCUGCCCUGGGAGCCCCAGAGGCCUAUGGCUGCUUGGGAUCUUUUGCCAGUGGGAGGAUGGUGCUGGUGCAGCCCUGGCCCCUCUCCCUGUUCAUUCCCCUGUGCCUGGCCAGCACAGCUCCCGGGGCCAGGCCAUGUGGCAUCCCGCAAGGCAGCCAAGCUUGAGGAGGGGACACCAGCCCCGUCCCUAGGGCUUUGGGCAUGUGGUGUUCCAGGUGUGCUGCCCGGCCCCCGGCUCCUGCUCGUAUCUCUGUCCCGACGACAUAAAUCAAGGUAGCCCCGUGCCCCGUCCUGCUGGCUGGACGGCGUGGUUUCCCCGGCCGGUGGGCAGCGAGGGGCCGGCUGGGCUGCGGCCCCCGGAGCGGCGGGGGUUUUAUUCAUAACUUCGUGGAGUAUUUUCAGUGCUACCCUGGCCUUGGCCCGGCUGGUGCAGGGGAAGCUGUGAGCGGUCCCCUUGCCACCGUGUCCCCCCAGCCCGUGCAGGCGCUGGGGGAGAAGCCGCCACGCCGCCGCCCGGCUCCAUCAAUCCCGCGUGGCCGUUGUUUUGCAUGAUUAAUUAGCGAGGAGGGUGACGGGAGGCGGUGGCAGGGGUGGUGGUGAGAGCACCGCCCUCCCCUCCUGGCGCGUCGCUGACGCCUGGGAGCUUCCGAGCGGACGCCAGCCCUAUGUAAAUGUUCACAAAUAUGCAUGCAUGUCUGACCAGCUUGGAACGUGGUCUUGGCUACGUCUAGCCGGCUGUGGGGUGAGGGGGGUGGGGAGAGGGGUUUUUGUGCUCAGCUGAUACUGCCAUGCACUGUACUGCACAUGUCCGCAACGCCACAG
Lonchura striata (white-rumped munia) is the source of this 3000-nucleotide messenger RNA. The record is from RefSeq and is a predicted model, not a curated record. NCBI's taxonomy places the organism in Eukaryota, Metazoa, Chordata, Aves, Passeriformes, Estrildidae.